This is a messenger RNA of Fraxinus pennsylvanica, 774 nucleotides long. Lineage: Eukaryota; Viridiplantae; Streptophyta; Magnoliopsida; Lamiales; Oleaceae. The record is from the annotation of a GenBank genome assembly.
AUGGACCCUUUUGCAAGGCUGCCGGAGGAAUGCAUUUCGACCAUUUUGUCACUCACAUCGCCCAUGGACACGACAAGACUCUCAAUAGUCUCACACAGGUUCAAAUCUGCCUCUGAUUCAGACAACGUUUGGGAGAGAUUUUUGCCCCCUGAUUAUCAACAUAUCGUCUCAACAUCUGUUUCUCCAGUUUCAUAUGCCACAAAGAAAGACCUAUAUUUUACUCUCUGUCAUUCCCCUAUUCUCCUCCAUGAAGGCAAUACUAGCGUUUCUCUUGAUGGACGGAAUGGAAAGAAGUGUUAUAUGCUAGGAGCCAGAGAACUUUUACUAUCGUGGGGAGGAUGCUGGAGCUGGACAUCUCACCCGCAAUCCAGAUUCUCUGAGGUGGCCAAGCUUAAGUGUCCCGGUUGGAUCCAUAUUCGGGGGAAGAUGAAAACUCACAUGCUGUCAUCAAACACUGCUUAUGCAGCAUAUUUAGUAUUUCACCUUGCAGAAAGAUUGAAUGGCCUUCAAUCAUCAAGAACAGUGAUUAGAUUCAUUGAACCUCAAAUGGAACAGAGUAUGAUUAAAACUGUAGACGGCACAGAGAAACUUGAAUCCGAAGGAACUGGGAAAAUUGCACAAAUGAGAGGUGAUGGCUGGAUGGAAAUAGAAAUGGGAAACUUUUACAAUGGAGAAGAAGAUAAUAAAGAAGUGGAGGCAUGGUUGAUGGAUAUUAAUAACCCUGGUGGAAAGUCUGGCCUCAUCGUAGAAGGUAUCGAGUUUAGACCGGUUUGA